ACUCGGCUACGUACUACGUACUGGUGGGUGAUCUUCACGCUGAUCGAGCUGAUCACGGCUCAUCACGAUUCAUCCCGAUACGGAACCACGACAGGCGACAGGUACGAUGAGAUCGAAAUCAAUUGCGAGACGUGUCACUGCUCAAGAAGGUAGCGAGGAUGAAAUAGACGUGUCCCGAGAGAAUUUGGGCGAUUCCAUGGAUGGUAAAAUGGUGCCGCCACAGUUCGACGCCUCCAUGGAACAGUACAACAACAAUCUGCCGCAGCGGGACGAGACGAUCGUGCCCAAUUCGACGAAGCUGAGCCUCAAACCCGAACGGGAGUUGCUGGAGAAAACGGUCGAGGAGAACUUCAAGUAUUUUCACGAGAAGCAAAUUCUGAACAUGGCCGAACAAGUUAACAGUCUUAAGAUUUAUAUGAAGGCGCGGGAGAUCGUGGCAGGUACUGCUGCGGUUCCGGCCGAGAUUGAUCUGCGUGAUUCGGGAGUUUUCGCCAAGUUCAACAUCUCCAGAGGCACGAGGUACGGUCCGUUCCAGGGGAAAUGGGCGGAAGUACCGCAGGACAGCCGAUUCGCGUUCGAGGUGAUAGCUGGUACGGAAUGCAAAGGAUGGUUUGAUGCGUCGUUGGACCACCAAAAUUGGCUAAAACUAAUUAAAACCAGUCAAUUUAAGCCCAAUAUGAGAUACUACUUAGAAGGGGGAAAGCUAUGGUACGAGUCGUGUGUGGACAUCCCUCAAGGAUCCGAACUGGUACUGGGGCGCAGAGAUCCACUGAACUUGCCUGAGAUGCUCGUCGAUUGUAACUCAGCAGACGAGCGAUCUGACCGAGAAACAGCUUCUCAGCAUAGUGGAACAGUAGAUGAAAGAGAGGAGGAUGAAGAGGAUGACCACGAGAUAAGGUGCAACGUUUGCGAACAACCCUUUACCGAUGUUGACAAGUGCGACGAACAUUUGAUUUCGAAACACAACUAUAGACGGGACGAAUAUCGCUGCGAUUUGUGUCCAAAGGCCUACUCGUUUCGACCCUAUUUGCUCAAACACAGAGCCGUGCAGCACGGCGAAACCAGAAAGUAUCACUGCGAGAAUUGCCCGAAGGUCUUCACCGAUCCAAGCAACCUCCAGAGGCACAUCAGGUCGCACCACGUUGGCGCUAGAUCUCACGCCUGUCCUGAGUGCGGCAAAACCUUUGCCACCUCGUCGGGAUUGAAGCAGCACACUCACAUACACUCAUCUGUGAAGCCCUUUCAAUGCGAAGUAUGUUUUAAAGCUUACACUCAAUUCUCCAAUUUAUGCAGACAUAAGCGAAUGCACGCCGAUUGCCGUAUGCAGAUAAAGUGUGUAAAGUGCUCCAACUCCUUCUCGACGGUCACGUCAUUGUCGAAACACAAACGUUUUUGUGAUUCGACGGCCACAGCUCAAACGCUGACGACCUCGCCGCAGUUGCCUUGUCAACAAAUGGUCAGCAACAAUCCGUUCUCGAUGUACCGACCACCGUGUCCUCUGCCCUUUUUCCCCUCAGCGUUCCAAUAUCCGCCGCAGAUGUUCUCGCAUUCGAAUGCUGCAGCGGCUGCCUUCUUGAAUCCGUUGUAUUUUAAUACGUUGUCGAAGCUCAAAGCGGAUGGACAACAGGAACAACAGAAUAAGAUUAGAACUGUUAGUCCGGAGAGGUUCAGUCCUGUAAAGGACAGACUGACUCCUCCGAGAAUGGGGAACGUGCAGACGAAAAUUAGUCCCCCGACAGCUGAGGAGGCGAAUUUGACACCGUCUCCUGCCAGGCCUGUCGCUCUACCACAUCCCAGAGAGAUCAACUUGCAAACUUCCGAUGAAGAAGAGCAUCCCAAAGAUUUGACCAAAGACAGACCGCAAUCGUCCAGUAGUGAAGAAGGUGAACAGCCUUUGGACUUGAGUUGCGGUUGGAAAAAGGCAAAAAGUCCCGUACAGGACAAAACCCCAACAAAGUUCGAAGAACCGAGGUCCAGAACACCUCCGAACACACCCAAAGAGGAAAAGAUUGAGGUGGUGGAAGUGGAGGAGGAAAAAAAAUCUCCUACCGAUACAAUCUCGAUGAAUCCACCGAUGGCAUACCCGAGACCAAUUCACCCCAUGAUGUUGGAAAUGUACAGACCAAACUUUCCAAACUAUCCCACCCAAAAUAACGAUCGGUUGUUCUCGCCGUUCAACCAUCGUUUUCAAUACAUGAACCCGAUAACGCCACAAAGGAAUUUCGAUUUGUUGAGGCCCGGCCUUCAGAAUUUGGGGGGUGUGCGCGGUUUUCCGGACGUGUUGCCGUCGCAGACCCAGGGCAAAAUGAAGGACAGGUACGCCUGUAAGUUUUGCGGUAAAGUUUUUCCCAGGUCGGCUAAUCUAACGCGCCAUUUAAGGACUCACACCGGAGAGCAACCUUAUAAAUGUCGGUACUGUGAACGGUCCUUCAGCAUCUCCAGUAAUCUGCAGAGGCACGUACGAAACAUUCACAACAAGGAGAAGCCGUUCAAGUGUCCCUUGUGUGAACGAUGUUUCGGACAGCAAACCAAUUUGGACAGACAUCUCAAGAAGCACGAGGCUGACGAUGGCAACGGAGUUGUGGCGGUUGCGGACUCGCCGGGGAGUAGCAACGAAAAUGAGAGGGAGGAUGCCUGUUUCGACGAAAUCAGGAGUUUUAUGGGGAAAGUAACUUACGGCGGACAGGAGAUUUAUAAUCAGACUUCUUUAUACACUCCGACACAUCACGACAUCGACGUUGUAGGGAAGGAUGACGAAGACGAGGAAAGAUUUUCGAAGAGUCCGGAAGAUUUCUCGCCCAAAAAGCUGAAGGUGGAUCGUGAAGAGAUUCUAAAUAAUAACGACCAGACAAUAGAAAUUACUACUUAGUGAUAUUCAUAAAUGCAAUUUUUCGGUCGAAGUUGUCACUGUGUUACUCUUCAAUAUCAAUUAGGAUUAGGCAUAGCUAUUUAUUGUAUAUAGAUACUCUCUUGUUUUAUCUACAAGUUUUGUAAAGUUCCUACACAAGUUUUGUCAAUUUUUCCAAUCCAUUUCAACGCACGUUUACUCUACAUAUUGCACAAUGUUUUUAAACUUAGCUACUAGUUUUUCAAAUGUACUUAAGCGCAAUUGUCUAUGUAUAUAUUUAAAAAUUUGAAAAAAAAGCGUGUGGUCAUUUUUAGGAAGGAUUUGUAUAUAUUAGAUGAAUAAUUUGUUGAAUUGGUACAAGCAUGAGUUUUAAUUCGUAAAUCGGAUGAUUUAUUUCCAACUCGGAUCCAGCCAAAGUUUAUUUUAGAAAUUAUGUUUUUUAUACAAAAUUUUUUAUGUUUCAGUUUUGAUUUUGUCAAAUUUUAUUUUGUAUAAAGUCUGUCUUAAGUUUGUAGUGUUGAACGUACUAGAGGAUAGUUUAUUCAUUAACAUUUCGAGUUUACACUCUAUGAAUCAUAAUAAAUUUAGAAUUAACAACACUGACCGUAAAAACAAAUUAAUAAAAUUUAUUACAGUA
Molecule: messenger RNA, 3485 nt
Organism: Aethina tumida (small hive beetle)
Lineage: Eukaryota; Metazoa; Arthropoda; Insecta; Coleoptera; Nitidulidae
Product: histone-lysine N-methyltransferase MECOM-like
Exons: 7
Coding region: 107-2869 (920 amino acids)
Biological process (GO): regulation of DNA-templated transcription
Molecular function (GO): DNA-binding transcription factor activity, RNA polymerase II-specific; RNA polymerase II cis-regulatory region sequence-specific DNA binding
Source: RefSeq, a predicted model, not a curated record